This is a messenger RNA of Odocoileus virginianus texanus, 1614 nucleotides long. Lineage: Eukaryota; Metazoa; Chordata; Mammalia; Artiodactyla; Cervidae. The record is from RefSeq and is a predicted model, not a curated record.
AUGAGCUCCCCAGAUGAUGAGGUAUCUGUUUUGGUAGCAGGUUUCGGCUCAGAGCGCGGAGAGCAGACCAGCAGCCUUGAGGCCGGCUCCGCAGCCCGGUGGGGACCCGGCCCCGGCCCCGAUCUGCGAGCACUGCGAAGCGGCGAGGGUGAGGGUGGGGAUGGCUUCCCAGACCCUGAGGGCUUCGAGUCAGAGCGGGAGGUGCUGGAAGCUGGAGGGCCAGUGCUGUGGGGCCACAAAAGCCGGCCUGGCUUCCCAGCCGACGACCAGGGGGACACCCUGCAGCUGGCUGACGAGUCAGUGGCGGCCAUACUGCAGCAGCUGGCCGACCUGAAUGUGCUGGGCACCCGCAGAUACCUGUCCCAGGAGAGCUACAUGGUCAGCGAAGUGUCUGCCUUACAGGACCUCGAGGCGCGUUCCUGCAGUUGAGGCACGGCUGCCCAGAGGUUUGGGGAAGCUGCACAGGGUGAGGACGGCCCUCUCCAGGUCGGUGGGCCCAAGGCGUGCUGGGCCUGGGGGAACCCUAAGAGAGGCACUAAGAGUAGGUUGAACGUGGCUGUGGAUCGUCAGUGGCCCCCCUCAGAAAGCCCAGCCAGGCUGCUGUCCGACCCUGAGUCCUCUGAUGUGUUCGGUGAGAUAGAGCAGAUGAGGGUGAGAUAUCCCAAAGACGGAGGCCAGGCCAAGCUCAACAGACCCGAGGACCCCGGGAACACACCCAGAUGCUCGAAUGUCCAAGGCAGGGAGAAUCUCCUUAAUGUGCCAGGCACUUGCCUGUCCUCGGCUCCGCCAGGAUUAAUUUCGGUUGUGGAAAGGCAGGGCAGGCAGGGCGAUGCAGAGCAAGAGGACACCUCUCCCCCUAUGAAAAUGUAGAACGUGCUCUGGGGGAAGGGGGGCAGCCUGCCCAGCUACCCGAGAGUAGCAUUAGCAUCAGCUCCUGCAGCUGCCACUACAGGCAGCCUGCCGUGGUCCACUCCUAGGAGGAAGGGGGUCCAGGAGAAGAAAUCCCUUGGGGGUGUCUCCAAACCUGCCAUGGGGAGAACCUUCCCUUCCUGGGGGCAGGGCAUCUCAGCCACUCCCCUGGAACUGGCCACCUUCCCCCCAAUCUCCAGCAUCCUGCUGCUCCUUAGGUCCAAGAAGUAUGCCUUGAUCCCUUGGGGAGCUGAAGAAUCCAAGCACACUGGCGCUGGGAAGAAAUCCAUGGCUAGGCGGGCCCGGGAGCCGGUGGCAGCAAUGGCGGUGUCCAGAAAAGACAACGACCCAAAUAGAGACCCAUUCCCAAAGGGCCAACUGACCACUGACAGGCCAUGGCCAUCUUGUCCAUGGAUGCAUCAUGGAAAACCCAGCAGCGCCAACCUCAACAUCAGAGGUGCACAGGAUUCAGGCAAAUCAGAGCCCAUGGCCAUGAACAAGGUAGAAGUCACGCCCAGAGGGCCUGGCCCCUCAGAUGAGUGUGACCAGGAACCAACUGACCAUCCCCAAAGACCGAAAAGGCAGCAGCAGCCAUGCGGAAGGCAGGGCUGUCCUCGGUGUCUGGUGCUACAGAGAGAAAUAGACGAUGUUAAGGAGCAACUAGCCUCCAUGCGGUACCUGGCUGACAAGUUCCAGAUCAUUUGA